Messenger RNA from Colias croceus (clouded yellow), 4874 nucleotides. It is a transcript of the gene Marf, whose product is annotated as transmembrane GTPase Marf. The record is from RefSeq and is a predicted model, not a curated record. The coding region runs from base 236 to 2542 and encodes 768 amino acids. Gene Ontology annotation, cellular component: mitochondrial outer membrane. Lineage: Eukaryota; Metazoa; Arthropoda; Insecta; Lepidoptera; Pieridae. Gene Ontology annotation, molecular function: GTPase activity; GTP binding. The transcript is spliced from 17 exons. Gene Ontology annotation, biological process: mitochondrial fusion; mitochondrion localization.
UGAAAAAUUUCUCAGGUAUUUUUCUACUUCUGCCGAAAAAUAAAUUUUAACUCUUAAAGUAAUCCGUACAAAAUGCCAUUAUAGAAAACAGUGAUGUAUGUUGUUGGCUAUGAUGCAACGGGAUGAUAAGUUGUACCUGCAUGUUAUGUGUUAUCUGUAGGAGUGAUUUGAAUAUAACAUUGGCUUGUCCACCGUAAGGUACAGCUAACGAAAACCGUGACUAUUUCCUUCCCGUAUGGCUGCGUAUGUUAACCGUACAAUAUCUAUGAUGGCUGGCGACGGGCCCCAUAACGUCGCUUUGAACAAUGGAACUAUGCGUGUGAAUGUGUCCAAUGUGGAUUCUCCUCUGCAGAUAUUUGUGAGGGCAAAGAAGAAGAUAAAUGAUAUAUUCAUUGAAAUUGAUGAUUAUGUCAAAGACGCAGUCACAUUUAUACAUGCCGUAUCAGGGGACAAUGGCAUUGCGACACCACAGGACGUUACAAAUGUCGAAGCGUACGUUAGCAAAGUGGAGGCGAUACGGGAGGUACUCAAGCGUGAUCACAUGAAAGUCGCUUUUUUCGGAAGGACCAGUAAUGGUAAGAGCACAGUGAUAAACGCCAUGCUUCACGACAAAAUCUUGCCAAGCGGUAUCGGGCACACGACCAACUGCUUCCUGCAAGUGGAAGGGUCGGAUACUGAUGAGGCGUUCAUGAAGACUGAGGGCUCGGAGGAGAAGCUUAAUGUGGAGUCGGUCAGCCAGCUCGGGCAUGCUCUCUGCACCACUCGUCUCAAAGAGUCCUCGCUCGUUCACGUGUUCUGGCCCCGGGAACUAUGCGCCCUGCUCCGGGACGACGUGGUGCUGGUGGACAGCCCCGGGGUGGAUGUGACCCCGAACCUCGACGAGUGGAUAGAUAAAUACUGCUUGGACGCGGAUGUGUUUGUGCUGGUCGCGAACGCUGAGUCCACGCUUAUGGUUACCGAAAAGAACUUCUUUCACAAAGUAUCGACGAAGAUUUCACAACCGAACAUUUUUAUACUGAACAAUCGAUGGGACGCCUCCGCCUCAGAACCCGAAUAUUUAGAUCAGGUACGCAGCCAACACGCAAACCGCUGCGUCGACUUCCUCUCGCGCGAGCUGCGCGUGUGCACGCCCAAAGAGGCUGAGGAGCGCAUCUUCUUCAUCUCGGCUAAAGAGGCGCUGCUCACGCGCAUGCGCGAACGGGAGAAACCUGUUUCGUCACCUAUCCUCGCGGACGGGCACCAAGUUCGCUACUUCGAGUUCGUCGACUUCGAGCGCAAGUUCGAGGAGUGCAUCAGCCAGAGCGCCGUGCGCACCAAGUUCGCGCAGCACUCGCGCCGCGGCCGCAACAUCGCCGGUGACGUCAUGGCGGCGCUCGACCACAUAUACAACACGGCGUGUGACAUGAAAGCGUCAAAAGUAGAAAAACAGAGGAUAUUACAAGAACAACUCACGUCCAUAGAGGAGCAGCUCACUUCCAUCACGAGACAAAUGAAGGACAAAAUUGGGAGGAUGGUGGAGAGUGUUGAACAUAAGGUAUCACUCACGCUGAGCCAAGAGAUCCGUCGCCUCUCGGCGCUAGUGGACGAGUACGGCGAGCCGUUCCGCACGGAGCGGGCCGCGCUGGAGCAGUACAAGCGCGCGCUGCACCGCCACGUGGAGGCGGGGCUCGGCUCGCGGCUCAAGAAGCGGCUCUCCGCCGACAUCGGCCACGAGAUGGACGAGGCGCAGAAGGAGAUGGCGGAUCGCAUGUACAACAUCCUUCCCAUACACAAGAGAGCUGCCGCCGCGAGCGUCAUAGUACCACAUCAACAACCUUUCGAGGUGCUAUACCGUCUGAACUGCGACAACCUGUGCGCGGACUUCCAGGAGGACCUCAGCUUUCGCUUCUCGUACGGUAUCACGGCGCUGAUACAGCGCUUCCAGGGCAAGAACACGAACAAGAUUGCGCUCAAGAACCCGCCGCAGUACACGCCGAUCCCACCAACCAUAGGCCCAGCACCUGUCACGGAAGUGUCCCGCGUGGGCAACGGCGGCGCGAUCAUGGGCCCGCUGAGCGCGGAGGAGUGGGGCAUGGUGUCCAAGUUCGCGUUGUCUGCCCUCACCUCGCAGGGCACUAUGGGCGGCCUGCUGCUGUCCGGCUUGCUGCUAAAGACGGUCGGGUGGCGUGUGGUUGUUGCCACGGGGAUCGUGUACGGCGCGCUGUACGCGUACGAGCGGCUCACGUGGACUGCGCACGCGCAGGAACGCGUGUUCAAGCGGCAGUACGUCGCGCACGCGGGCAAGAAGCUGCGGCUGAUCGUGGAUCUAACCUCGGCUAAUUGUAGCCACCAGGUGCAACAGGAGCUAUCCACGAUGUUCGCCCGUUUAUGCCGUCUCAUAGACGAGGCAACAACCGAAAUGGACUCAGAAUUGAUGGAAGUACGAGAAGCGAUCAAGAUGUUGGAUGACGCGUCUACAUCGGCUAAGAAGUUGCGUAACAAGGCGAAUUACUUGUGCCACGAGUUGGAGCUGUUUGAUGAUGCGUUCUUGAAGCCUAAUUAGGUUAUGGUUAAAAUUCAAGGAUGCAAGUGAAACAAGGCAUUUCACUGUACAUCGAGCACUGGUAUGCCGAGCGUCGCCACGGGGUUUAGUAGUAUCAUUGGUGUCCUGUUUGUCUGUCUGUUUGGUUACGCGAAAAUGGCUCGAACAUUCGUUAUGAUGAUAGCUUGUUAUUAGCGAUGCGGUAGGACAUUCUAGAUUUUUUGUUUUCAAUUUUUUUUACAGUAAAAGAAGUUUCAACAUAAAUCUGUAUUCAUAAAGUGUUUCUGUCAUUUGGAAUAUAUAAAUAACUGAAUUGUUAAAUUUGUCGAGAAUAAUAAAAAAAAAUAUAUAGGUUACACUUGACAGAAACCUCGGGCUAUAGCUAGUUUAGAAAAUAAAGCGUAUGUUUAUUGCUAAGGCUAAGGGAAUUGAGUAUGAUCCGUCAUUAUGUAAAAGAGAAAUAAAGAAAGCUAUCUUUGUUUAUAUAUCGUGGUAUUAAAGCUCUUAAAAUCUAGAACCAUGACGAAUGUUACUGCUAUUUUCCAAGUGUUGCCAUAUAUAACGAAAGGCACAUUCAAAAAGCUUUUCUUUUCAAUAUUGACGACUUCAAGCGCUUUUGAAUUUUAAAUUUAAUGAAAUUGUUUUUUAUCUUGACAUAAAUUGAUAUUAAACGUAUUAUGAUAUUUUAAAUUUCUCUGUGAUAGUUUCAUGUUUAAUAAAAUUAUUCGAUAACCGUUAAAUUUGAUAAACUUUAGAAAUUUCUGGAAAAAUGUGUUCUAGAAUUCAGAACAAAUUUGAAUUUCGAAAAUUGAUUGUUCGAUUGUAUUUUGGGAUGAUUGUAGUGGCGGGAAUGAUAAAAUUUAAAUAUCGAAUUGUAUCAGUGUUCAAAUAUGCGGGUAUCACACAAAUUUGUAUGGAAGGUGUACAGUGCGCAAAUAAAAUGAUAUUAUGUUUAAUUAUUAUUAGUCGAUGUCACAUAUGGGCGUAGCGAUAAGGUAUCAGUUAGUGCUUUUAAGGGGAUUGUAGAAAGGAGGCCGGGGGGGGGGGGAGUUGUUAUUAUUUAGUUGAAUAAAGUAUGACUUGAUUUUUUUUUGGGAUACAAUAGGAGCAUUAUUCUAAGGCAUAUUUCUGUGAAUACAGAAGUGUUACUUCAUUUUAAGGAGUUCGGAAAUAUCUGCAGUUCUCGAAUCGAAACAAUGUUUUUUAUAUUUAUAUAAAUUGGCAACACAUGUAAUAAUGACUUCUAAAAAUUGAGUAGCAUUUGAGUAAGGUAUCAAAAAGUUAAUUUAUACUUCAAUAUUCAACUUCUUUGUUUCUAUAUUGAUCAAACUCCCCACCUUCAGUAUCGGUGAAUAAUAUGAAUGAAUAAAUGAAUUUUUAUUCGCUACGCCCGUAUCACGAUCAGGGAGGACUCGUUAACAUUGUAUAUUAUUUAUUCGAACGUAGACAGGGGGCUGGCGGUUAGUUUUGUUAGGAAAUCUAAUGCUGAUAUGUAACAUAAAAUGGUCAGUAAAUGAAAGACAUAAAAUAUUGUAAUUGCAACUUAUUAUAGUUUAUAUAGUAGAGAGCAAUUGCUCUAAUUAGCAUGCUUUUGCUUUAAGAUUACAAUCAAAGUGAAGACAAUAUUUUUACUGUUUUUAUAUUAUAAGAAACCUUAAACAAACUAGCCGCUAUCCCCCUGCCUAUUUUGUAUAGUUAAUAAAGCCGGUAUACUCAACGUUUACUCAAGUCGACGCAGAAGAUUGAGUUGAGUUCGGUUUUCUAUGUGUAAAUUGUUGUUGUUAUUUAUGCAGCUUAGUAGUUGAAUCAAGUGUUAUGUUUGUUGUGUUGUGUAACUGUUUAUACUUUGUGUUGAAACGCACGGACAUUUUGUGGAUCUGGUUGAAGUUAAAGAUGGGUUAGGGUUGCUAUUUGAAGAAAAAAUCGCGCGAAAAAUAACGGUCUAAUACAUGCGUGAAAAGUUGACGGUUGCAUGCUUUAUUAUUUGCCAAUUGAUUAAACGUUAUAUAGCCUACUGUUAUACGUUUUUUCAACACAGAAAUGGCAAAAAUGUUUUAUACUUAAGACAAGUUCUUUAAUUUGAAUGAGUCUUUUGAACAAUAAAAAGAAUCGAGUUUCAAAUAGACACCAUCGAAUUUAUUUGUAAUCCUUUUUUUGCUACAAUAAAUAUCCGUGCGUUUCUAUAUUUUGGUGCUAAGUACCACACGUGAGGUCGAAGUAAAAAAACCUUUGACAACAUCCGCACUGCAGUUUAAGAAAGUUUUUUAUGUUUAUAGUGCGAUUCUUAUUUUAAGACCUCGCCCACUGUAUAUUAUGUUGAAUUAUGAACAUCUUAAUAAAUGAUGCAAUUGAA